Messenger RNA from Myotis daubentonii (Daubenton's bat), 4810 nucleotides. Its product is annotated as bromodomain-containing protein 8. The record is from RefSeq and is a predicted model, not a curated record. Gene Ontology annotation, cellular component: NuA4 histone acetyltransferase complex. Lineage: Eukaryota; Metazoa; Chordata; Mammalia; Chiroptera; Vespertilionidae. Gene Ontology annotation, molecular function: protein binding.
ACCGUGGAAUUCUUCCCGCUUAACACUUUUUCUUGAACCCUCAGCAUUUAUUUCCCACGAACGCUCAGGGAAAUCCUGAGGUUUCAGCCCUCAUCCUUUGUCCUUUAGCACGUUCCUUCUCAGGAGCGCAAAAGAGAGCUGGUUUUGGAUGCUUGUGCGUCUUGGGGUGGGAGACUACAUUUCCCAGGAGGCACACGAACAAGCGCCCAAACUAUUUCCCAGAGUUCCCCACGUUUCGGCCCUACAAAGCGGUCUUCCCUCGGGCGUUGAAGACUUCGGGCCAAGAUGGCGACAGGAACGGGCAAACACAAGCUGUUGAGUAGUGGCCCCACAGAACCAUGGUCCAUCCGAGAGAAGCUGUGUUUAGCGUCUUCUGUCAUGAGGAGUGGGGAUCAAAAUUGGGUAUCAGUUAGCAGAGCAAUCAAGCCCUUUGCAGAACCUGGCCGCCCUCCAGACUGGUUCUCUCAAAAACAUUGUGCUUCUCAGUACUCUGAACUUCUAGAAACUACCGAGACCCCAAAACGGAAACGGGGUGAAAAAGGAGAAGUGGUGGAAACUGUGGAAGAUGUCAUUGUUCGGAAAUUGACUGCUGAACGAGUUGAGGAACUAAAGAAAAUGAUAAAGGAAACCCAGGAAAAAUAUAGACGACUGAAAAGAGAUGCAGAACUAAUUCAAGCUGGGCACAUGGACAGCAGAUUGGAUGAGCUUUGCAAUGACAUUGCAAUGAAAAAGAAAUUGGAGGAAGAGGAGGCUGAAGUAAAGAGGAAGGCUACGGAUGCUGCAUAUCAAGCUCGUCAAGCAGUAAAAACACCCCCUCGGAGGUUACCCACUGUGAUGGUUCGAUCUCCUAUAGAUUCUGCCUCCCCAGGAAGUGAUUAUCCACUUGGGGACUUGACUGCAACCACUAUGGAAGAGGCCACCUCUGGCGUAACCCCUGGGACUUUGCCGAGUACCCCAGUCACCUCGUUUCCUGGGAUUCCUGACACCCUUCCUCCAGGCUCUGCACCCUUAGAAGCCCCCAUGACCCCAGUAACAGAUGAUUCACCCCAGAAAAAGAUGCUUGGACAGAAAGCAACUCCACCCCCCUCCCCUCUGCUGUCAGAGCUCUUGAAGAAGGGCAGCCUCCUGCCUACUAGCCCCAGACUGGUCAAUGAGAGUGAAAUGGCUGUGGCUUCUGGCCACCUGAACAGUACAGGUGUCCUCCUGGAGGUAGGCGGGGUCCUUCCCAUGAUACAUGGUGGGGAUUUGCAGCAAACACCCAACACUGUUGCAGCCUCCCCUGCUGCCUCAGGUGCUCCCACUCUUUCCCGGCUUUUAGAAGCUGGUCCUACACAGUUCACCACACCUCUUGCUUCCUUCACUACUGUUGCCAGUGAGCCUCCAGUUAAACUUGUGCCACCCCCUGUAGAGUCUGUGUCCCAGGCUACCAUUGUCAUGAUGCCUGCGCUACCAGCACCAUCCUCUGCUCCGGCUGUCUCCACUCCUGAGAGUGUAGCUCCAGUGAGUCAGCCUGACACUUGUGUUCCCAUGGAGGCUGUGGGGGAUCCACAUACUGUGACUGUUUCCAUGGAUAGCAGUGAAAUCUCCAUGAUUAUCAAUUCUAUCAAAGAAGAGUGUUUCCGAUCAGGGGUAGCAGAGGCUUCUGGAGGAUCAAAGGCUCCCAGCAUAGAUGGGAAGGAAGAUUUAGAUCUGGCUGAGAAGAUGGAUAUUGCUGUGUCUUACACAGGUGAAGAGCUCGACUUUGAGACCGUUGGAGACAUCAUUGCUAUCAUUGAGGACAAGGUAGAUGAUCAUCCUGAAGUGCUGGAUGUGGCAGCAGUGGAAGCAGCAUUGUCGUUCUGUGAAGAUAAUGAUGAUCCUCGGUCUCUGCCUGGCCCCUGGGAGCACCCUAUGCAGCAGGAACGGGACAAGCCAGUACCUCUUUCUGCACCAGAAUUGACAGUCAAGCAAGAGAGGCUGGACUUUGAGGAAUCGGAAAACAAAGGAAUCCACGAACUGGUAGACAUCAGAGAACCUGGUGUUGAGAUCAAAAUGGAACCUACAGAACCAGAGCAAGGCAUUUCAGGGGCUGAAAUAGUCACUGGGGUUGCUCCAGCCACAUGUAUGGAGCCACCAGAACUCAGGAAUCAGGACUUAGAUGAGGAACCCAGAAGUACUGCAGCUGGAGAGAUUGCUGAAGUAGAUGUUGCCAGUGGGAAAGGCGAUGAGACUCCAGUUACAACUGUGAAGACAGAGGCAUCCCCUGAAAGCAUGCUAUCUCCAUCACAUGGCUCAAAUCCCAUGGAAGAUCCUUUAGAGGCAGAAACUCAGCACAAAUUUGAAAUGUCAGACUCAUUGAAAGAAGAAUCAGGGACUAUUUUUGGAAGCCAGAUAAAGGAUGCCCCAGGUGAGGAUGAGGAGGAAGAUGGAGUCAGUGAAGCAGCCAGUCUAGAGGAGCCUAAGGAAGAAGAUCAAGGAGAAGGCUAUUUGUCAGAAAUGGAUAACGAACCCCCUGUGAGCGAGAGUGAUGAUGGCUUUAGUAUACACAAUGCUACUCUGCAGUCCCACACACUGGCAGACUCCAUCCCCAGCAGUCCUGCUUCUUCUCAGUUCUCUGUCUGUAGUGAGGAUCAGGAAGCUAUUCAAGCACAAAAAAUCUGGAAGAAAGCCAUCAUGCUUGUAUGGAGAGCUGCAGCUAAUCAUAGAUAUGCCAAUGUAUUUCUGCAGCCUGUUACAGAUGACAUAGCACCUGGCUACCACAGCAUUGUGCAGAGGCCAAUGGAUUUGUCAACUAUUAAGAAAAACAUUGAAAAUGGACUGAUCCGCAGCACAGCUGAAUUUCAGCGUGACAUUAUGUUGAUGUUCCAGAAUGCUGUAAUGUAUAAUAGCUCUGAUCAUGAUGUCUAUCACAUGGCAGUAGAAAUGCAGCGAGAUGUUUUGGAGCAGAUCCAGGGCCAACUGUGUUUCUUCUCCCUACAGCAAUUCCUGGCCACACAGUUGAUUAUGCAAACAUCUGAGUCUGGGAUCAGUGCUAAAAGUCUUCGAGGAAGAGAUUCUACCCGCAAACAGGAUGCUUCAGAGAAGCAAGCUUCAGAACUUCAUAUGUCAAAUUUGCUGAAGGUGUUAACAUCAUUGAUAUUUUUACACUUAAAAAUGUUGAAUUUCAUGCCGAAAAAAGAGCAUUUGCGGGAAGUUUUAAUUCAUUACUUUAUUUUGAAAAAAAGUGCUGCUGAAAGUUAUUGUAUACUUCAGGAAGCUAUGAUGAACAUGCUCCAUCUCAAGGUACUUGUGAACGCUGGUUUAAACUCUUUAAAAGGGAUGAUUUUGAUGUGAAAGACAAAGAACAUCCAGGUCAACCGAAAAAGUUUGAAGACUAACAAUUACAAGCAUUAUUGGAUGAAUGAUGCGUGUCAAACUCAAAAACAACUUGCAGACAGAUUAAACGUUGCUCAGCAAACAAUUGCCAAUCAUUUACAAGCAAUGGGAAAGAUUUUAAAGGAAGGAAAAUGGGUGCCACGUCAAUUGAACAAAAGACAAAUGGAAAACUGAAAAGUCAUCAGUAAAAUGUUGCUUCAGUGGCAUGAAAGAAAGUCUUUUUUGCAUCGAAUUGUGACUGGCGAUGAAAAGUGGAUUUAUUUUGAGAAUCCCAAGUGCACAAAAUCAUGGGUUGAUCCAGGUCAACCAUCAACAUCGACUGCAAGUCCAGAUCACUUCGAAAGACGACAAUGCUCUGCGUUUGGUGGGAUCAGGAAGGUGUGGUGUAUUAUGAGCUUUUAAAACCAGGUGAAACCGUUAAUACUGAUCACUACCAACAACAAAUAAUCAAUUUGAACCACGCUUUGAUUGUGAAACGACCAGAAUGUGCCAGAAGACACGGCAAAGUAAUUUUGCUUCAUGAUAACGCACCAUCACACACUUCAAAACCAGUUAAAGACACGUUAAAAGAUCUUGCCUGGGAAGUAUUAACCCACCUGCCGUCUUCACCAGACUUUGCUCCUUCACAUUACCACUUGUUCUGAUCAAAGGCGCAUGCACUUUCUGAGCAGCACUUCAAAACGUACGAAGAAGUGGAAAAUUGGGUCUCUGAAUGGUUUGCCUCAAAACAAGAAAAGUUUUAUUGGGACGGUAUCCACAAAUUACCUGAAAGAUGGGGGACAUGUGUAGCUAGUGAUGGACAUUACUUUGAAUAAAGCACUUUUAAAAAAUAUAUCUUUAUUGAUUUCAGAGAGGAAGGGAGAGGUGGAGAGAGAGAAAUAUCAAUGAUGAGAGAGAAUCAUUGAUGGGCUGCCCCCUGCACGUUCCCCCACUGGGGAUCAAACCUGCAAACUGGGCAUGUGCCCUUGGCCAGAAUCGAACCCAGGACCCUUCAAUCCACAGGCCCAUGCUCUAUCCACUGAGCCAAACCAGCAAGGGCUGAAUAAAGCACUUUUGAUGUUUCUCUUGAAAUUACUGUGUUUUCUUUGAUUACAAAAUCUGCAUUAUUAACCGGUACACCUAGUACAGAUUUUAGAAUGUUGGUCAUUUGCUUCCAUCCAAACAGAAGAAACCUGUGACUGGAAGGCUGGCCCAGUCACAUGGGAGAAAUUGUGAGCUGAGUGAGCAAAUUACUAAUUCUUCUAAGAGUGCUCACAAGGUGGAGUAAAUGACUUGGCUUGUAAUAAGUUCCAGAGGCAUAAUGGCCAGAUUGCUUUUGGAUCUCUUUCCUCUUGUUCUUGAGUUUUUAAGUUUUGUCUGUGUGUGUGUGUGUGUGUGUGUGGUGCUUGUGUCUCUGUCCUGAGGUUUGGGGUGCUUAUGGCUGAGAGUUUCUGUGGAACCUGAUCAGUGUUUGUUU